Molecule: messenger RNA, 1491 nt
Organism: Erinaceus europaeus (western European hedgehog)
Lineage: Eukaryota; Metazoa; Chordata; Mammalia; Eulipotyphla; Erinaceidae
Product: arylamine N-acetyltransferase 1-like
Exons: 2
Coding region: 106-990 (294 amino acids)
Molecular function (GO): acetyltransferase activity
Source: RefSeq, a predicted model, not a curated record
CCUGGGUGCUUCUAACUAGACUCUGGGAGAGAAAUAGUUUGCAAAAGCAGUGAGUGCGUCGGUCCUGCAAGUGGCAAAACUGCUGGCUCCUCUUUGCCCCACUUAAUGAGGGGAAACAUGGACAUUGAAGCAUAUUUUGAAAGAAUUGGCUACAAGAACUUCAGGAACAAAUUGGACUUGGAAACAUUAACUGACAUUCUUCAGCACCAGAUCAGAGCCAUUCCCUUUGAAAACCUUAAUCUCCACUGUGGGGAAAGGAUGGAAUUAGAUUUGGAAGCUACUUUUGAUCAAAUUGUGAGGAAGAAACGGGGUGGAUGGUGUAUCCAGGUCAAUCAGCUUCUAUAUUGGGCUCUGACCACUCUUGGUUUUGAGACCACAAUUUUGGGAGGGUAUGUCUAUCUCACUCCAAUUAACAAAUACAGCAAUGGCAUGAUUCACCUUCUGCUGAAGGUGACAGUUGAUGGAAGGAACUAUAUUGUUGAUGCUGGAUUCGGAAGUUCUUAUCAAAUGUGGAAGCCUCUUGAGUUAAUUUCUGGGAAGGAUCAGCCCCAGGUACCUUGCAUCUUCCGCUUGACAGAAGAGGAAGGAAUCUGGUAUCUGGACCAAAUCAGAAGAGAACAAUACAUUCUAAAUCAAGACUUUCUUAAUUCUGAUCUCCUGGAAAAAAAUAGAUACCGAAAAAUCUACAACUUUACUCUUGAAUGUAGAAAAAUUGAAGAUUUUGAAUCUGUGAAUACAUUCCUUCAAACAUCCCCAACAUCCAUUUUUCUAAAGGAAUCAGUUUGUUCCUUGCAGACGUCAGAUGGGGUUUUCUGUUUAAUGGGCUUUACUUUAGUUCACAAACAAUUCGGUUAUAAGGACAAUACGGAUCUGGUAGAGUUUAAGAUACUGAAUGAGGAAGAGGCAGAAGAAGAACUGAAAAAUAAAUUUAAUAUUUCCUUGGAGAAAAAGGUUGUGCUCAAACAUGGUGACCAUUGCUUUUCCAUUUAGGCAAAGGAGAAAAAAAAACAUAGUUCAUAUUCAUUUAGGCACAUAAACUCACUAAUAAAAGGGGAAAUAAAACAAAAUAAUUUGGUAUAUUCAUCACACGGAUCACCAAAUUCUUAGGUUAUGUUGAAGUAGAAAAAAACAGGGAAAUAAAUGAUAUAUGAUUUUAGUCAUAUGUAGUGUAUAGAAAAAAACAUUUUAACAUAUAAUUAAGUAAGACAAAAAAACUAAGUUUGAGCUAUAAGGCCAAUUAAUUUGGGGCCAGAAAAAAGAAGAGGAAUGCAGGAAGGGGGAUAAAUAAGGGCCAAGAGCACACACCUGUUGAUUUUCAGCAAUGUAUACUUGAGCGGGUAGGAGCUAGCUCUUUGACAGAGCAUAUGCCUUGCUAUGCUCAGGGUACAGGUUUGAAUCACCACAAUAACUGGGAGCUCCAUGUCAGCAUGAGAAGCUUUGGUGCUAUGAUCUCUCUCUCACUUUCUCUCUGUCUCUCUAUCUGAAUUAAAA